AUAAACAACUAUGUGUAUUAUUGGGUGGUGAAGGUAUGGUGAUACUGGUGACAGAGAACAUGAAAUCCCACUCGGAAGACCUGGUCGCAGCUGCCGGUGGCACUCCUGUUUGGCCCGUCCUGUACCCGCAUCUCAUUGGGGUUUCCUAUGACAGUUAUCAGAGCCUUGCCGAUGCCAGUGGCGCGUCUGUGUUCCCUAUUGAAAAUAAUGUAGUUGAUUUUGGUGGUGUUGCUAGUAUUCAGUCUGUUGACAACCGUGUGGCUCUCAGUCGAUGUCUCCUGGAUAUCCAAUAUCAGACGCAAGGCGAUUCACUACAGGAGAUUGUUAGUAGUUCAUGCGCUGGCAAUAAGUGCCAGAUAAGCCUAGAAGUACCAACGAAUACCAACUAUCAACAGACCUUUCACAUCGAAGUUUAUUUUACUAAUACGAUAACUCAACCUCAAGAUAACAGUUCGAGACCCAGCGGGCACUGCCAUUGAUGAAUCAUUUAGCCAAGAUACGGGCAUAAUUUACACAGGAUCUGCUUUACAGGUUGGUGGUACAUACACUGUUGAUGUAUCCAAAGAGACAAAUUUUAUGGAUGUGAAGUCCUCGCUACUAGCGACCUUGCAAACAGAGUCAGGUGGAUAUGACAUUAAGCUUUGGUCAUCCCUUGACCUCCAACACUUGGAAUACACGUCAAACUCAGCCCCAACACUCUUUGCUAUGGUGGGCGACGGGGACAGCCACGUGGUUGAUGCGAGCGUCACUGCUACAGUCACGGACUCAGCCCAGAACACCGCCGUCCUGGUCAUGCGCGAUGAUGGCACAGGAGCCGAUGUCACGGGCAACGAUGGCGUGUACUCGGCCUACCUUAUAGGCCUAUCUCAGACUGGAAGUGCCAGCGUCCAGGUUGCAGCGAAUGACAACGGCGGUUCAGCCAAACUGGUGACGGCGACCAGACGUGCAGCUCCGGUAGAUUUCAACGGUCAAUCCUGCUGUGGGAGCCAGAUCACCUUCCAGACUGACCUCCCUUCUGCCGGCACCUUCACCCUCACUUCGGAGAACGCAGGUGAAGUGACCGGAACGAUACCCCCAAACUUCCCUCCUGGCAGAGUCACGGAUCUCAGGUCAUCUCUUACCUUAAGUCAGGUCAUCUUAACCUUCACGGCUCCUGGGGAUGACCUCGAUCAAGGCACAGCCGAAGCCUACCUCGUGACGUACUCUGUAGGAGGGAGUGGCCAGGGGACGGUGGAGCAGGACGUGACGCCCGUGGAAGCCGGGGUUCUGGUCAACACCACCUUCCCUGCCCCGGAUUGUGGGCACCUGACCUUCCUGGUGAGGGCCGUGGAUGCUCAGGGUAUGCACUCUGCGGACUCCAACGGAGCCAAGGUCACCGUCCCUUGCGCCCCCACAACCUCUAUACCCUCCACGACGUCCUCCUCCUCCACGGGUAAUCCCAGCAGUCCUUCGUCGUCCACUGCACGCCCCACCCCGUCGUUCUUUAGCUCGGAGGAAACCCCAACGGCAUCGUCCUCACCGCCAACUACCACUCAGUCAGGAGGGGAAGGAGACGGCUGCUCCUGUGUGUCCACCGAUACCUUGGUCACCGCUGUGAUCGGGAGCGUCGUGGGCAGCAUCCUCGCCCUCUUCCUUGUGGAGCUCCUCGUCUACGUCCUCGUCAAGCUGUUUCAACGCCGCCGCUGGAAGAAACGCCAGAGGCAAAGGGAAUUGGGAAGAUCCACACGCGGUGUUGAGAACAUGGCCAUGGACUACGCGGACUCUGGAGGGAACCAUGAGAGCAGGUUUGGUAAACGGAGGAGGCGAUUCAAUGAUGGAACUCCGACGAACGGGCAGGGGGAAGUUGCCAGUACAGCCUCCACACCCUUACCCUAUUUAGGACAAUCAACCACAUCCAUCAACCACGCUGGACGCCCAGUCUUGCCAAGCCACAACAACCAGCGCCUUCUUCCUCAGGGAUAUAGCAGUCCUCAAGACCAGUACGGCAACCCUAGGACUGACUCACACAACUCCCGUGGCAAUGUACAGUACAGCCAAUACCAUGAGCAGCCGCAAACUCAGCAGUACAAUCAAUAUAACUACAGACCCCAGAAUCAAAACAGAAGGGGUUACACACCAGAUGAAUAUAUAUGAGA
Molecule: messenger RNA, 2135 nt
Organism: Penaeus vannamei (Pacific white shrimp)
Lineage: Eukaryota; Metazoa; Arthropoda; Malacostraca; Decapoda; Penaeidae
Source: RefSeq, a predicted model, not a curated record